AUGGUCCGUCUCACACUGAUCGCGCGGAUUUCAGAUGGCCUGCCACUCGCUGAGGGCCUCGACAACGACAAGGCAGUGGAGCUCGAGGACCACAAGCACCAGGCGAAGAAACUUAUUAAACGGCUCUCACAAGAGCGACAGACUGUCAACCGGAUGUCCAUCGACAGUGGCAAGUUCUCCUUUCACAUUGUGAUCGAAGGCGUCGUGUGCUACAUGACAGUGGCCGAGAAGAGCUACCCCAAGAAGCUGGCGUUCCAGUACUUGGACGAGCUCUUGAACGAGUUCCAGAGGCUGUAUGGCCAGCAGAUAGAGACCGUCGCUCGCCCGUACGCCUUCAUUAAAUUUGACACUUUUAUUCAAAAGACCAAGAGACUGUACUUGGACACACGGACUCAGAGGAACAUGGCAAAGCUUAAUGAGGAGCUGUCAGAGGUGCAUCAGAUCAUGACAAAGAGCAUACAGGAGGUGUUGGGCCAAGGAGAGCGGCUAAACAAAAUGGUGGAUGAGGGCCGACGCUUAAAGGAGGACAGCAGCAAAUAUGCAAGACAGGCAAAGGAUUUGCACACACAGGCUUUGAUUCGAAAGUAUAUGCCUCUUGGUGUGGUGAUUCUGGUCGUCUUGCUGGUCCUGUACCUCCGGUCACUCUUCUACUGA
Messenger RNA from Ostreobium quekettii, 654 nucleotides. NCBI's taxonomy places the organism in Eukaryota, Viridiplantae, Chlorophyta, Ulvophyceae, Bryopsidales, Ostreobiaceae. The record is from the annotation of a GenBank genome assembly.